This is a messenger RNA of Vigna angularis (adzuki bean), 1428 nucleotides long. RefSeq lists its product as uncharacterized. NCBI's taxonomy places the organism in Eukaryota, Viridiplantae, Streptophyta, Magnoliopsida, Fabales, Fabaceae. The coding region runs from base 1 to 1428 and encodes 475 amino acids. The transcript has 2 exons. The record is from RefSeq and is a predicted model, not a curated record.
AUGGAGAACCAAGGAGAAGUUCAAGAGGGGAUGAAAGUCGAUAUCCAACAGCUGAAGGAACAAAUAAGUCAAAUCCUAGAGGCCAUGAAUGCCUUACAAAGCCCCAAAGAUUCGUGCGCACAACAACCACAACAAAGAGUUCCAGAAGUACAAACUUUCCCUUCCUAUGGUCUUCCCCCGAAUUAUACUCCACCAUCAGGAGUGGACUUGGGGCAUCUUGAUACUCAAAAGGCCGAAGGUAAUGCAGUUGAAGUAGAAGGCGAGCUUGGGGCAACCACUUUCACAAUUCCUGGGAAGACAAUCCAACCAGGUAUUGAGAACAUGAUAAUGAAAAAACAACCUGAGACGAAGUCUUCAUCUUAUGUCGUUACACCAGCAGAUUUUAAGGACGAUAAGAGUAAAUUAGAAGUCUUUGAGAAGAGGUUAAGAGCCAUAGAAGGCAAAGGUGUCAGAAUCGGCUGCAGCGGAAUGUUCAGGUUGCCAGAAUUUGAGAAAUAUCGGGGAAAUACUUGCCCAUGGAGCCAUAUAACCAUGUACUGCAGAAAAAUGGCGGCUUAUGCCCACGAUGAAAAACUUUUGAUUCACAUCUUCCAAGAAAGUUUAAUUGGCGUAGCUCUGACUUGGUACAUGCGCUUAGAAACUACUCACAUCUAUUCAUGGAAAGAUCUGGUUGAUGCAUUCCUAAGGCAGUAUGAAUAUAAUAAAGAUCUAACACCUGACAGAAUACAACUGCAAAACAUGGUGAAGAAAGAGUCUGAAUCAUUUAGAGAAUAUGCCCAAAGGUGGAGAGAAAUUGCUGCUCAAGUAGAACCGCCUUUGAGCGACAAGGAGAUGACUACCAUAUUUUUGAAUACUCUACAACCACCAUUUUAUGAACACAUGAUAAGUAGUGUCUCCUCAAGUUUUGCUGACAUAGUAGUAAUUGGAGAGAGGGUCGAGGGUGGCAUAAGAAAUGGAAAAAUUGCACUAGGCCCACAACUAGUAGCGAGUUUAAAUGAGUAUGGUCCUAGACAUGAGAAAGAUAAAAAACGAAGAGCUAACUCACAUUUUAUUGCCUAUCCUCAAAUGUCACAUUCUCAUGGGUCCAAUCGACCCAUUGAGCGAAGAAAUUACAAUCGUGAUGAGAAGGUCGCCAGCUUCACUCUUAUCCCCAUGACCUAUACAGAGUUACUGCCAGAUCUUCUCCGCAGAAACCUCAUAAAGGUUUGUCCAACUAGACCUAUACGACCUCCGUACCCAAAGAGCUAUGACACAAACGCCAAGUGUGAUUAUCAUGAAGGAGUGUGUGGACACUCAAUAGAGGCAUGCAAGGCUUUAAAGCAUAAAGUGCAAUCUUUGAUCGAUUCAGGAUGUUUAAAGUUUGAAGAAAGUCAAUCCAGCACUUUGGCAAGGCGCGAGUUCGCCCCUACAAAUGCCAUGGACAAAUGA